Messenger RNA from Malurus melanocephalus (red-backed fairy wren), 981 nucleotides. Its product is annotated as zinc finger protein 70-like. NCBI's taxonomy places the organism in Eukaryota, Metazoa, Chordata, Aves, Passeriformes, Maluridae. Gene Ontology annotation, biological process: negative regulation of transcription by RNA polymerase II. The record is from RefSeq and is a predicted model, not a curated record. The transcript has a single exon. The annotation marks the transcript as partial. Gene Ontology annotation, molecular function: DNA-binding transcription repressor activity, RNA polymerase II-specific.
CACCAUCGCAUUCACAGCGGGGAGAAGCCCUACGAGUGUGRGGAGUGUGGGAAGAGCUUCACCCAAAGCUCCACGCUGAUCCGCCACCAGACCAUCCACACUGGGGAGAAGCCCUACGAGUGUGGGGAAUGUGGGAAGAGCUUCACCCACAGAUCCAGCCUGAUCCGCCACCAUCGCAUUCACACCGGGGAGCGGCCCUACGAUUGUGGGGAGUGUGGGAAGAGCUUCAGCCACAGAUCCGCCCUGAUCCAGCACCAGCGAAUCCACAGCGGGGAGAAGCCCUACGAGUGUGGGGAAUGUGGGAAGCGCUUCACCCACAUCUCCUCCCUUAUCCAGCACCAGCGAGUCCACACCGGGGAACGGCCCUACGAGUGUGGGGAGUGUGGGAAGAGGUUUCACACGAGCUCCAGUGCCCUCCUUCACGGGCGCAUUCACACCGAUGAGAGRCCCUUCCSCUGUCCCRACUGUGGGAAACGCUUCCAGCGCAACGAAUACCUCAUCACGCACCAGCGAAUCCACACCGGGGAGAGACCCUAUGAGUGUGGGGAGUGYGGGAAGAGCUUCAGUAGGAGCUCUAACCUGAUCCGCCACUACGAGACCCACACGGAUGAACAGCCAUACGAGUGUGGGRAGUGUGGGAAGCGCUUCAAACGCAGCUCUACCUUAACCAGACACCAACGGACCCACGCACCGGUGAGAGCAUCCCCGGAGUGACCCGAGAGUGGGAAGAGCUCCAAGUCCAUCCCCCUCCCAUGGGAGCCCCGCUGGGCAGAGCCCCGCUGCUCCACGGUCCCUCUCAUCCCUGUUGGGAACAACUCUGGCUGGGGACUCCACCACUUCCUGGCCUUGAUAUUCUUUCUAUUUCUCUUUGUACACUCUAAACUCCCAAUAUCAGAUAAAAAUAAAGGCUUUACACUAACACAUCGAUGGUGCCUCGGGGGAUCUUCCAGGGGAUGUGGGGGAUGCUGGGUUUGAGGGACU